AUGGAACGGUUUUCAUACCAAGAAUAUUGGAAACUUGUGAGCUCACAACCCGACGGCCCAGUCGAAACCUACCUAUGCUCUUACAUUGUGGAUUGGAGAAAUCAGACUGCACGAAACUUUCGAGAGCUUAUAGCACAGCCUAUGCAAGUCUUUGACGAGAAAGACUUGAUGUGGCAAAACAGCACCACCUGCAAGGAAUUGGUAGCCUUAAUCCAAGAUUUACUUGGUACAAACGUUGUGAAGAAAGUUCUUUGCUUCGGGCUUGGUGAUUUUUGCCGCUCCGCCCCUGAACGGCAAAAAAAACAGUUUGACUAUUGGGAUGAAACCUCAGAUAUAGAAGAUGUGAUGGGCUGUAUAGUCCAGCAUUCGAUGGCUCUCACUAUUGCUCAACGUUGCUGUGGCAAUGAACCAGUGCCAUUACUUACUCAGGACCCAGACUAUACAAAGGUCGCAGAAGAGAUCUUGACCGAGAAGAAAUUUGACAUUGUUGGAACUCAUGGUGCAGGAGGAUUCGCAGAAAUCGACGAAGAAUCGAUCGUGAUAUCGCCCUUUCCUGCCGCUCCAGUCAAGCAGAUUAUCGCUGAUAUUGCUCGGCCUGUGCUCAUUAUUUCCACCGGCUUUAAUAUCUUGAAUAUUGAUGCAAAACCAUCAGCAGAUCCUGAAUCUCCGAGAACCAGGCAAAUGUGGCUUGAUUAUGAUUCCUAUUGCCUUCCAGGCCAUUCUGAUGAUGUUAAGAUACGCUGUGCGUUGAAGGGAUUAAAUUUGUAUCGGAGACGCCAGCAAUCUCUGGAUUCGCAAGGAGCCUGA
This is a messenger RNA of Penicillium taxi, 807 nucleotides long. RefSeq lists its product as uncharacterized. NCBI's taxonomy places the organism in Eukaryota, Fungi, Ascomycota, Eurotiomycetes, Eurotiales, Aspergillaceae. The transcript is spliced from 3 exons. The record is from RefSeq and is a predicted model, not a curated record. The coding region runs from base 1 to 807 and encodes 268 amino acids.